Messenger RNA from Plasmodium fragile, 759 nucleotides. RefSeq lists its product as uncharacterized. The transcript is spliced from 2 exons. Bases 1 to 759 code for a protein of 252 amino acids. The record is from RefSeq and is a predicted model, not a curated record. NCBI's taxonomy places the organism in Eukaryota, Apicomplexa, Aconoidasida, Haemosporida, Plasmodiidae.
AUGGGAACAGUAGAUUUGGCGAAUGAAUUGGCGCAAUGGGUAAUCCGCGCGGGUUUUCCCAAACAGGAGGAGUAUGAGAAUGGCAACUGGGCAACCACAGAACUAGAUGCACGCUCCGCAGAGCAGUUUACGGAAUAUUUACGGUGUACACUGGCGACUGAGGUGUUACUCCAGGUGUAUGGGAACACUGAAGACCAUAGGGAAAUAAUAGAGAAGGUCGAGCCACAAAUGCGGCAAACGCAUACAACAGGGACACAGCAAUAUGAGCCAGGGGUGUGUGAGGGCAGGGACUAUGGGGAGGCCAUAUUCGGAGUAGGAGGUAUUGGACCAAGCAUAAAGAAUAAGCUGGACGAAUGGAAGACAGGUUUCGCGCGACGCACCACAGGAACUACCCGUGGAACAGGGACGCCGUGUGCUUGGACAGACAGGGACGGGCACGAAAGUGAGAAGAAGUGCAAUGCAGCGGCUGGGGUGACAACCAAGGACUCUGACCUCAUGAAGGCCAUAAAGGGCGUGGUGGACGAAGGACACACCUUUCCGAACGUACAUAAGGUGUUACAGGACAUGCAACAAAAAGGGCAAUCCCAGGACAUAUGUCGACUAGAGAAGAAGAUAAAGAAGGGCGUCAAGAAAGUGAAGGCGAAAGUGAAUCCACCCAAAACUGUGGCACCACCCCCGCCACCGAAACCAAGACCACAACCUCCUCCAGCACCAAGACCACCGACACCACCACGGCCAUCAAGACCACCGAGGCCAUGA